AUGAGACCUGUGUCACGGGUCACACCCUCCGUGGAGAGGAGUGACCCGGCCACAAAACUCAGCCAAAGCACGAUUGAAAAAAUACGCAGAGACGCAAGACACAACGAAGAAAAUAAUUCUCCAAGGUUUAUGUCUCCUAAGAAGAGGAAGCGUGCAGCACCUAUAGCAGACUUCGAUAACUUCAAUGAAGUUGAUGGGAGAAGAUUUUUGAUGGAGCGCGACGACGUACUCUCUGCCAGAUGCAAGUUUUUAAAAGAGAUAAAGACAUUUAUACAUUCUGACAAGACGUUCAUCUACUUGGACGAAACUUGGAUUAAUCAGAAUCACACUGUUUCGAAGUGCUGGACAGACACCACCUCGGAGAAGGCUGUGAAAGAGCGAGUACCAUCAGGAAAAGGUGGCCGCUGGAUUAUUCUACAUGCCGGAACCAAAAAUGGAUUUGUUCCUGAGGCUUCCCUGGUCUUCAAAGCAAGAAAUAAGGGAAACUACCAUGAUCAGAUGAAUGCCGAGACCUUUGAGAAGUAG
This is a messenger RNA of Portunus trituberculatus (swimming crab), 525 nucleotides long. RefSeq lists its product as uncharacterized. Gene Ontology annotation, molecular function: nucleic acid binding. The transcript is spliced from 3 exons. Bases 1 to 525 code for a protein of 174 amino acids. Lineage: Eukaryota; Metazoa; Arthropoda; Malacostraca; Decapoda; Portunidae. The record is from RefSeq and is a predicted model, not a curated record.